CCGCCCCACCCCGCGCGCCUCUGCCGCCUCUUCCUGAGCCCCAGCUUGCCGAGCGGCCGCCGCUGCCGCUGUCGCCGCCGCCGCCGCCACCGCGCCAGGUUCCGGCCGCGGCCACCCUCCGCCGUCCAGGGCCCUUCCGUCCCGGCCCCGGGACCCCGACUCCCCGCCAGCGCCGGCCCCGGCCCCGGCACCAUGUCGGAGAAGAGCGUGGAGGCAGCGGCCGAGUUGAGCGCCAAGGACCUAAAGGAGAAGAAAGAGAAGGUGGAGGAGAAAGCAAGCCGGAAAGAGCGCAAGAAGGAAGUGGUGGAGGAGGAGGAGAACGGAGCUGAAGAGGAAGAAGAGACCGCCGAGGACGGCGAGGAGGAGGAUGAAGGAGACGAGGAAGAUGAGGAAGAAGAAGAAGAUGAGGACGAAGGGCCCGCGCUGAAGAGAGCUGCUGAAGAGGAGGAUGAAGCGGAUCCCAAGCGGCAGAAGACAGAAAAUGGGGCGUCGGCAUGAGCCCCCUGCCAGUGGGCUGGGGGUGGGAGGCCCCUCGGGGGCCCGGAGGGGAGGGUAGGGACAGCCGAGCACAGCCGCUCUUCACCUGGCUCCCUGCUCUGGGCCCCGCGCCAGAGCUGCCGCCCUCUCUCUCCCCAGCCUUCUCAUGCCGCCCCUCCACACACUGCCCCCUCCACCCUCACUGCCAUCUUCCACCUCCUGACCUGCUCCAUCUGAGCUCCCCAGCUGGUCCCCAGUGGCCCCCUCCCUCUCCCCGCUCUCUUCCUCCAUCCCCGCAGCCGACCCCACCCUCCUCUGGGAGCCUCUCCUUCCAAACUGCAUCCCACCCUCACGUCCUGCCCGUCCCUACCCUGCCUGAUCCCUGGGUCUCCCUCAGAUCUCCUUCUCUCAGACAGCGCCAGGCCGGGGUGGGAACAGGGUUGGGGCCGAGCCCCACAGCUGCCCCCCUUCCCUCCCCUUUUUGUAUAAUUUAAUAAAGAAACGGUCGCGCUUCUGUUUUUAA
Molecule: messenger RNA, 1000 nt
Organism: Physeter macrocephalus (sperm whale)
Lineage: Eukaryota; Metazoa; Chordata; Mammalia; Artiodactyla; Physeteridae
Gene: PTMS
Product: parathymosin
Exons: 5
Coding region: 193-498 (101 amino acids)
Biological process (GO): positive regulation of transcription by RNA polymerase II; negative regulation of apoptotic process
Cellular component (GO): nucleus
Molecular function (GO): histone binding
Source: RefSeq, a predicted model, not a curated record